This is a messenger RNA of Sabethes cyaneus, 2277 nucleotides long. Its product is annotated as zinc finger protein 37 homolog. Lineage: Eukaryota; Metazoa; Arthropoda; Insecta; Diptera; Culicidae. The transcript is spliced from 4 exons. The coding region runs from base 67 to 1461 and encodes 464 amino acids. Gene Ontology annotation, molecular function: zinc ion binding. The record is from RefSeq and is a predicted model, not a curated record. Gene Ontology annotation, cellular component: nucleus.
AAAGAGCUAGCUAGCCUAAUUUAUUUAGUAAGUAUCAAAAUAUCGCUACAUAUUUGUUGCAUAAAAAUGUCUGCAGUUCAAUGCGAUUAUGAGCUUGAUAUUGAUUUGAACCAUGUAUGUCGCAUAUGCGUUUCGCAAACGGAUACCAACGAGCAUAUGUUUAACAUAUUCUCGAACAUCAUUGUUGAUGGUUUUCUAGCAAAACUUCCAGAUAUCAUAUUGUUCUGCGUGGAUAUUAAGGUUGUUCGAAAAAAUGGAAUUUCUUGCAAAAUAUGUCAAAAUUGCCGAGAAACACUGCUGAAAUUUUACGUUUUUAAACAGAAGUGCCAACGUACAGAACAAUUACUGCAACAGGCUAUUCCAACUAGUGAUGGUAAUAAUCGUAUAGCAGUUAAUUCUGCAGAGGCUUCAGAUGAAACACAAGUUGGACUCCCACUCAAAUUGGAUGAAGAAAUAGUUGAAUUUUUAGACGAAGCAAAUUUCUAUCAUACGCAGGCGACAAGUGAUGAAUCGAAUUCUGAGACUAACCAACAUCGUCAGUCGGAUGAGAAUUUUGAGAGCUCAAGUGGUAACCCGGAUCAGUAUUCAGGGAAACAUUGCGAAACUGAAUCGCUUUCUAUAAGUAUAGCUAAUAAUGAUCAAGAUAAUAGAGAACGCGAACCAGAAUUACAGUUAAACGAUAAAAUGAUGGUUCGUUUAAACGCAGAUGAAGCUCACACUAUAGAUGCGCAUAGUUCUGCGUUUAGUAAACAUUGUGAUACAAAAGAAUAUCUCCAAGAAGUAUCUUCAAAGGAUCACGAAAAACUCAAUAAUAAUUUAUUGAUUUGUACAACAUGUGGUAGAAAGAUUAAUGGAAAAAUGCGCCUUUUGCGGCAUAUGAGACAACAUGAGGGUAGUGCUAACAUUAUUGAUGUUUUUAUGUACUAUAUCUGUGAGAUUUGUAAGAUGGUCUUUUUAAAACGUGAUAAACUAAGUGAUCAUUUGCGCCUGAAUGAACAUCCCAUGUUAACGAAGGACAACAAUAAUGAUAAACCAUACAACUGCAGUGUUUGCUCUGAGAAACAUUGUAGGUUGGAUGACAUGAAGCAACAUAUUCUGUCCCAUUUAAAACACUUUUCUUGCCCUUUCGAUGGUUGUGGUUGCGAGUACAGUUCAUCUGCUCGACUAGCAAACCACAUUAAUAGUAAGCAUAUAGAGUAUGAGUCAUACAAAUGCUGCCAUUGUGGUUCAGACAAAUUCGAGUCUAUGUUUGAAUUACAAGAACACCUCCGUAAAAAAUGUACGGAGAAGAAGUUUCACUGUCACCAUUGUGAUAAAAAAUUUUCAACAUCUAGAUCAUUAGCACAACAUCUGAGGUGUUUGGAGAAACGACACUGCUGCAUCGAAUGUGGAAAAUUUUUUGCCCAACCUGGUGAACUUACAUUACAUUUGCGAACACAUAAUGGGGAUCGACCAUUCUAGUGUACCGUUUGUGGCAAGAAUUAUCGUACUGCUUCAUUUAGGACUGCUCAUAUGGACUCUCAUAUUAAUGGCAAGACGUUUGAAUGUCAUUUAUGUGGCAAAAAAUUGCAAUCACGUACCUGCUACCGUAAUCAUGUGAAGCGUCAUUCGGAAGAGAAAAAACACGCUUGUGAUGUUUGCGAAAAAAAAUUUUACACAAAAUAUAAUGUAAAAGUGCAUAAAGCGAAAGUGCAUAAAUUAAGUACGGCUAAACCAUAAAAAUUACAUAUACAUAAGUAUUUUGGUUAUUGGUUAAGGCAUAUUUGAAGAGGUAUUUUGUACUUUUUCGAUGUAAAACUAGUAAUUAUUAUGCUGCCGGCAGCUGAGCGCGGUACACUCUAGAAUAACUUUAACUCGCAGAAAAAAUUCAGCCAGGACUUCGCGAAUCAAAAAAGGUUGGGAACCACUGCUCCAGAAAGCAGUUCCUUUUCCUUGCUGACCGGGAACGAACGAAGUAUCGAAUAACAGAUAUAUGCAAAAUUAAAUGAGAUCGUACAUUCGUAACUACGCAAACAUAUUGCUCACCCUAGCAAACUCACUCAAGGCGUACAGCAAUGCGGAUUUAACGUUUGAAUUGAAAAUUCGGGAUUUGGUAUGUAGAGUUGUUUAAUAAUUCUCGACUGAUUCGUGUUAAGGAUAGUGAUACAUAUUCAUUAAAUAGCUUUUAUGAUUGUCACUAUGAAAUCGAUUUGUACUUUAUAUUACGUAAUUCCAGUUCAACAUCAUAAUAGACAAUUUAUCACCUUUUUGAAUAUUGAAAAUACCCAUACCUUUUCU